CCCGGACCCAGAAGAGAACGGCAAACCUGCCGUAGAACCAGAGACAGCGUCUGUUCAACCGGAAGCGUUGGCAACACAGCAAGAGAAGAGUGGCAUUCAGUGUAACCUCUGCAGGUGCGGAGGCGUAGGAUAUGAGAGCAUAUUGCCAAUCAUCGCUGAUAUCGGCCUUGGUGUUGACCCCAGCGACGCCCCUCGAGAAGUAUGUCGCGAUUUCAAAGACUGGUAAUGAGUUAGAACCCAGUGAUCGCGCAGCGUAUUUGCCAGUACUCCAUCAACCUCGCAUUGGGAUAUAUUUGCCGUCGACGGUCUAUGAAAAGCCUACCAUAAGCUGCGGUUCCAUCCUGCCACGGCUGCCCGUUCAAAGUUUGUAAAUAUACAACGUGACUCAACCAGGUUAUGACGAACACCGUGACCGAAACGCCCCAAAACGCCCCACAUCACGUACCCCAUACAGUAGGUAGUAGCAAGAGCCGUUCC
Molecule: messenger RNA, 477 nt
Organism: Canariomyces notabilis
Lineage: Eukaryota; Fungi; Ascomycota; Sordariomycetes; Sordariales; Chaetomiaceae
Exons: 2
Coding region: 132-371 (79 amino acids)
Source: RefSeq, a predicted model, not a curated record